CUUUGCAAACGUCGGGCCAUUCUCUCCAUUCUUUUCGCUGUUCCGCCGAUCUCUCGCUAUAUAGUCCAGAAAAUGAUUGAGUUCAAGUAUAUAGUCCUGUUGAUAUCAUUAACCAUCAUCGGAGGAAGCCAGGCGGCCACACUGCCCUAUCGCUGUAAGGAGAAUAUGGCUUCGGCUUAUGUAUAUAAUCCGCAAUUCUGCAUGGAUACCCUAACUGGCCACAGUUUGUAUGUGGGUGAGGUGUUCACACGACCGGGCCAGUGCGUCCGGGUUCAGUGUCUGGGAACGCUGCAGCUCUGGGAGGACAGCUGCCAAGUGCCUAAUCUUAAGAAGGGCGACUGCAAGCAGGUUCCGCCCAAGGAAACGGGUGUGGACUAUCCCCGUUGCUGUCCACUGUACGAGUGCAAGAGCUACGAGACGCAUUCCGGCGGAACUUUGGAGCAGACCAACACCUACAACCAUUACGGCACCCUGCUGAAUACCCAUCUCACCGAGGUGAUUACGAUUACCACACGGCCGCUUCAGGGGCAUGCCACAGCGGAGAUUCCCACAGCGCCCGUGCGCAAGUAUCAGGUGUGAAGGGACAGGUGGUAAAGACCUUCAUAGGCUUAGUUUAACAUAGUUUGUAACAGCAGAUUUAAUGUGUAAUUAGUAUGGGAAUAAAAGAAAGCUUGACAAAAGCAAACAUACAGCUGUAA
Molecule: messenger RNA, 698 nt
Organism: Drosophila serrata
Lineage: Eukaryota; Metazoa; Arthropoda; Insecta; Diptera; Drosophilidae
Gene: Vago
Product: vago
Source: RefSeq, a predicted model, not a curated record